Prunus armeniaca (apricot) is the source of this 429-nucleotide messenger RNA. Lineage: Eukaryota; Viridiplantae; Streptophyta; Magnoliopsida; Rosales; Rosaceae. The record is from the annotation of a GenBank genome assembly.
AUGAGAAGAUGCGUACAUUAUCGCCUGAAGCAGAUGCAAGCAAAUAUGGGCCCGGUCGAGUUCGAGGUCUUGGUCGUUAUAAUUCCCGAAGUCGAUGAAGUUAUUCAAACAAGGAAAACACAUCAUACCACCAACAGUAGAAUAAUAAUGAAGGAAAAGGAAAAAGAAAAGUUGUGCAUAAUUCCCAAAAGAAAGAUGAUGAUGCUUGCUACAGAAACAAGUGGAAACAUUGAUCCCACAAUCAAUGAAGGAAAUGCCAAUGAUGAUGACAAGAUCCCGAAGGUUGUUGGAUCCGACUACAAGGCCUUGCAUUUGAAAGAUAGUUCCGGCCGUGAUGAGGUGAUACAGCGCUGGCCAUGGGGCCAUGUAGAGGUGCGGUGCGUGCGGUGCUCAGGACCAAGGGGUCGUGCAGUGGAGCCACGGUCUUGA